Molecule: messenger RNA, 231 nt
Organism: Hydatigera taeniaeformis
Lineage: Eukaryota; Metazoa; Platyhelminthes; Cestoda; Cyclophyllidea; Taeniidae
Source: the annotation of a GenBank genome assembly
AUGGGAGAGGUUUGUGGGUGGGGGGUCAUCCUUGAGGCGAUUUACCGGCGUCUGAAACGCGCGGUCUGUACCGUAAAUUCGCUUAUGCGACCCCUUGGGGCGCUUGCCCUGCCCGAUGAAAGUGGCGUGGGUGUGGAUCGCAACUCGGGAUGGGCUCCGGCGUAUCGUACGCGCAUACGUUCAGGUGGGCGUCGACGCAGUGACGAAUCCGUCCGCUGGCGGGUGCGUUAA